ACUUCCUCACCUCGGUCAUGGUCGUGCUCGUGCUCCACGCUCCACGCUCCAGGUUGCUUCGCCUCAUUGUCUGUUUGCAUCAUAAUUUCGCCGUUUUAAACGUGCAUCGGCGCCGAGGCUGCCGUUUCCGAUGCGCCCGACCUAGACACCGGAGUCUCCGGAACGGCCGGGAACACGUGCCCUGACUGCUGACCCCGCGUUACCCAACCUGACGACCCUGACUCUGACCCUGACCCUGACCUCCCACCCUCCUCAUUCCCUUCCACAUUCCCUUCCUCAUUCCCUUCCCUCCUUUCCCUGAGACAAUGGCCGCACAGGUCAAAGUAGAGGCUGUAGAGCCAUGUUCCCUCCCGCCACCCAGCACGGAGGAUGGAACCGGCGAAGACGAACUAUACACCGACGUCGCCCAGUCCGUCAUGCAACCGGCCCUGAGCCCCGUCGCCGCUCGUCUCACCCUCCCCCAGACCCCGGCCGCCGAAAAGGCCGCCGCUAUGGAUACGCUAGCCGGCGAUUCUGGUGGUUCUUAUUUCGAUCCCAGUCCCGCUUUUCCAUCCCCGCCCUCCCCCUGGCGCUCCCGCAUAGACGAGGAGCCUACGCCCGGGGUCAAGAAAAACCAGACCGAACACGUCGUGUCUUACUCUUCCAGACCGAAGCGGUCGGGCUCCAUGGGCGCCGAUGCCCUGAAGAGGAUCUCGAGAGCCCUUCCUUCUCUGCCCAGACCCGCACACCUCUUCAACUCCGUAUCCACACACCUGUUCCCGCCGUCGCCGUCGCCGUCGCCCUCACCCUCACCCUCAGCCUCGCCCCCCGAUAGUGAGACCGACAAGUCCGGCGGCGCCCGGUCUCCCAGAACCACUCGACCUGAUCGCAGCAACUCCUCCCCGGCCGCCGCCGGCACACGGCCUCACCGCAACACCGUGACCUAUCCGAUCGUACUGCCUCCGCUCCAUCAAAGGAACCCGUCCAUCGCAGGGUCGGCCGUUUCCGCCUCGUCCAGGACGCGGUCGCUUCGAAGGAGCACCUCGGAUGACUCGCUCUUAUACCACUCCAUAUCUCGCGUCUCGUCGCUGGGCGACGACAACCAGUUCGACCACGUCACGGCCAUGACCAACUCCCGCAUGAAGGCCAUCAGGGACAGCCUGCCCGAUAGGCCCACCUUCAGGAUCCCCAGCCUACCCAAGCUGUCCCCCCAGCUCAAGAUGUUCCAGGCGUUCGAAGACCCGAGGAUACCGUCCAUCCCGGAGGCGCCCGCCGCGCCGUCCUCGUCGCCCUCGUCGCCCUCGUCGCCCAACGCUCCCGCUUCCGCUCCCGCUUCCGCUUCCGCUUCGGGCUCCGCCCUGGACGGCAUGACCCCGCUCGACCGGGUCCUCGAGACCCUGACAGGCGAUCUGGUGAUUCUGGGCGGUUAUCGCGGCUCCAUCCUGCGUUCGGCGGAGCCUCCGCACCAGCAGCUCUGGGCCCCCGUCAAGAUCGGCUUCAACCUGAGAAAGGCCGACCUCGCAGUCGGCUUGGACCCGGACGACGAGGAGACGAUGGAGAAACGCAUCGUCGCCUCGGGCAUGCUGCAGAACAUCGGGCCCAUCGACAUCUCCAGGAAACUGUUCAAGAAGGUCCGGUCCUGCGAGAACGUCCGGAAAGGCAGGUUGCGCGUAUGGGACUACGGCUACGACUGGCGCCUCAGCCCCCACCGCCUCUCGCGCAAGCUGAUCGAAUUCCUCGCGGGGCUCCCGUCGAAUCAGCAGCCCGGCGGCGGCGGCGCGCUGGUCAUCGCCCACAGUCUGGGCGGCAUGAUCACGCGCCACGCCGUCAACCAGCGGCCCGACCUAUUCUCGGGCGUCAUGUACGCCGGCACGCCGCAGCGCUGCAUCAACGUGCUGGGCCCCGUGCGGAACGGGGACGCCGUGCUGCUCAACGAGAAGAUCCUCACGGCGCAGGUCAACUUCUCGCUACGGACCACCUUCGCCUUCCUCCCCGAGGACGGCUUCUGCUUUAUCGACAAGCAGACCAAGGAGGAAUACCCCAUCGACUUCUUCGGUGUCGACGAUUGGAUCAAGCAUCGCCUGUCGCCUUGCAUUGAGCCGACUCUACCGCCCUGUCAACCCCGCCCCACCGGGGGCUUCGGCUCCAUCCUUCGCGCCCGCGGCGGUGCGGCAGGCGAGAAACGACAGAGCCAGAUCUUUUCGACCUCCCGCGGGGGGUUAGCUCGGAAAGCCGAACAGGCCCGCGAAGAAAACUUGAAUCCCCAAAUAGACUCUAGUAGCAGCGACCGGUCCGGCGGACCCCUCCUCGAGUUCUCCCGCUCCUUCUCUUCGUCGUCGUCGUCGACGCCGUCCUCCUCCUCCUCCUCCUCCUCCUCCUCCUCCGCCUUACCGCUUACCCCGGCGCAGCGCGCACGAAACAUCGCCUACCUCGAGCGCACACUCGCGGAGAUCAAGCAGUUCCGGGCCGAGCUGGCGCAUAAGCCGUCCCUCUCGGCCGCCAACGCGUACCCGCCCACGGCCAUCAUCUACGGCAAGGACACGCCGACGGUGUACGCGGUCAAGGUGGCCGGGCGGGAGGCGAUCAAGUGCGCGGACGCCUACGACGACUUGGUCUUUCGGCCGGGAGACGGCGUCGUGCUCGCGCGCGAGGCGCAGCUCCCCGAGGGGUAUGAGCUCGUGAGGGGCGGGAAGGUGAGCACGGAACGCGGACACCUUACCAUGCUUGGGGACAUGGCGGCGGUGGGUAAGGCGCUGGAGGCCAUCGUGAGAGGACGCCGGAAGGGUAUCGGGUUGGGUAGGCCGAAGGAAAUGCAUGCGGGUCGUAUCGGGCUGGAUGUGGGGAUGUAGAAGGCGGGCCUCGGCGAAGGCUUUUGGAUAACCGGCGGUCUCUGGUCCACUCACCGAGGUUCACCGAACACCGACCGUCCCGGGCAAAUGUCGUAACUCACCUCAGAGCUCGUCGGAAUCGGGGCUUUUAUCUUCAGUAAACAAGCGGUAAUUAACCAAUCGCAUAGGAAUUGACAUGUACG
Messenger RNA from Sodiomyces alkalinus F11, 3010 nucleotides. RefSeq lists its product as hypothetical. Gene Ontology annotation, molecular function: triacylglycerol lipase activity. The record is from RefSeq and is a predicted model, not a curated record. The transcript has a single exon. The coding region runs from base 306 to 2828 and encodes 840 amino acids. NCBI's taxonomy places the organism in Eukaryota, Fungi, Ascomycota, Sordariomycetes, Glomerellales, Plectosphaerellaceae.